AUGGUUCACGCCGUCGAUUCUGGCACCGUCGUGCCGACGGCAACUUCAAUCGUCUCGGGGCGUCGCAAAAGCACAUUCCAGGAUAUCCCCGUCUCGUCCACGUCCCACCCAGAUAACCCAAUCCCCGAGGAGCCGCGAGGCAUUCGUUCUCUAUCGGUAACUGAUCCCAGUUUCGGCGGCGCUGGCGCCUCUACUGCUUCAAGUUCGACCGCAUCCAACUCCCCCGCCACCCCUCCUACCCCACCAGAAUCUCACAGCGAGGAGGAACUCGCAGUCGACAAGAAGGAGCAAAAUGGCCGGCGCCGACGCGCAUCGACCAUGCUGAUCUCUCAGAAUUCGGACGACAUGAGACGGGUGCUAGAGAAUGCGGGCACCAGCGGAACUCAGCAAGUUCGAUCCACAUGCUGCGGCGGCGGCUGCUGCCAGGGUCAGCCAUUACGGCCCAUCGAUGGUCCCAUCUCGGGCUUCAAUUCGAUCACCCCACCCGGGAACGAAGCGUUCAAGAGUCUGGGACUGAAAUUGGAUCUCCUCACAUUGGACAGUGAGCUCUCCAACAUGGCCCCACUGCCGCCGAAGACUCCCCAUCCUCCUUACGAUGUAUACCGUGCCCCUCUCCAUUCCGCGCGUGAAUUGACCAAGGAAGGUGCGGAGAAGCGGACCUACCACUUUGACAUUGAUGUCACCGACUACCCGGCCGAGAGUGGCAUGGUGGACUUUGUUGUCGGUGGCGCAAUUGGUGUUUGCCCAAAGAACAAGGAUGAGGAAGUCGAGGACAUUUUGGACCUCCUGUGUGUCCCACGAUCGGUACGCGAUAAGAAAGUGCUCCUGCGUACGACGAGUGGUCGCUGGCCUACGAUCUGGGGAGACGACCAGCCCCGGGAGCUGAUCACAACCCGCCGCCAGGUGCUGUCCUGGUGCUCUGAUAUCCAAAGUUAUGCCCCCAGCAAAGCCUUAUUCCGGCUUCUGGCCGAGUACACCACGGAGCCGAAUGAGAAGAAGAUCCUCGAGUUCCUCUCCUCGGCUCAAGGUCAGGGUGCUUUCUGUAACCUCCGCACCAACUCCCACAUCACCCUUUCCCAGCUUUUGCACGCUUUUCCCUCUUCCCGACCUCCUCUUGACCACCUCCUGGCCACCCUCAACACAUUGAUGCCCCGCUUCUACUCCUUAUCCCAAGACCCGCAGAUCUCCUGCACGUUCAAGGGCACCGACUGCCACCGCCUGAUUGAAAUUGCCGUCACAGUUGCCGAAUCUGAGGACUGGCGCGGUGGUACUCGCACCGGUGUCAGCUCUGGAUACCUGGAGCACUUGGCCCAGAAAACCAUCGCCGCUCAGGCCGCUGGCGAGAAGCAUGACAUUCACAUCCCCAUGUUUCGCGGCCUGAUGGCCAACCCAUUAGCUACGAAGUUUGCAUCCGAUGGGCCCAUGCUCCUGAUCGGCGCAGGUGUUGGCAUUGCUCCAUUCCGUGGAUUCGUCCAGAGCCGCCUCCAGUCUGCCAAUUGCGCCAAUAAGGUCUGGGUUCUGCAAGGCGUACGCGAUUCCCUCCUGGACGAGCUGUACAGUGGUGAAUGGGGCGUCCACGAGGACAAGGUCCGCACCGUCGUCCAAAGCCGUCGCGGCGAGAGUCGCUACGUGCAAGAGGAAGUCCGACACCAGGCUGACUUGGUGUGGUAUGUGAUCAAUGCCCUCGAUGGCCGUGUCUUUGUUUGCGGAAGCGGAAAGGGCAUGGGCGAGGGCGUCGAGGCUGCGCUUGUUGAGGUCGCCAUGGCCAAAGGUAAUCUCAACUUGCAGGAGGCCGAGCAGUUCUGGCAAGGCAAGAAGGAGGCCGGUCAGUACAUUGCUGAAACCUGGUAA
Messenger RNA from Penicillium chermesinum, 1851 nucleotides. RefSeq names its product FAD binding domain protein. Gene Ontology annotation, cellular component: cytosol. Bases 1 to 1851 code for a protein of 616 amino acids. NCBI's taxonomy places the organism in Eukaryota, Fungi, Ascomycota, Eurotiomycetes, Eurotiales, Aspergillaceae. The transcript is spliced from 4 exons. Gene Ontology annotation, molecular function: [methionine synthase] reductase (NADPH) activity; FMN binding; flavin adenine dinucleotide binding. Gene Ontology annotation, biological process: homocysteine metabolic process. The record is from RefSeq and is a predicted model, not a curated record.